GCUGGAGUUACGACGAGGCGGCCAACUAUAUCGACAACUAUCGACACUUUGGCGACAAAACGCCGGACAUAAUAAUGGGUAAAACCGGUGCCGCCGGCAGUGCGUCCGACUCGGCCACAGAAUACGGCCGAGUAGUCGACGCCUUAACUACUGUCCGAUCUAUCAAUAAGACAGACGCCGUGUCUCUCAUCCGUACGUUUGACACCAUCGAGAAUAUUGUCCGCUCGGACGCCGACCAACUCAUUAUAUGCCCGGGAAUGGCAGCGCUUAAGUAUCAAAGCUAUCGUCUUCGGCAACGCUGUCCACACUUUGUGUUCGGUUCUGUACUAUUCCUUCGGCGAUCAACAGUUGCCGAACGGCCCACUCGUAGCCAAAAG
Molecule: messenger RNA, 377 nt
Organism: Medioppia subpectinata
Lineage: Eukaryota; Metazoa; Arthropoda; Arachnida; Sarcoptiformes; Oppiidae
Source: the annotation of a GenBank genome assembly